UCGAGAUUCGAGCUUCCUCCUUUUACACGCGAGCUGCCCACGUUGAGCAGAGCGUAAAACUAUCCCAUUACAUCAAUUGACUACCCUCUGCCGAUAGGUGCUCGCGAACCCCACAAUGACUUCCUCAUUGCCUGGCAACCGCGACCUACCCGUUUCCCAGUACGAUCUGAGCACUUAUUGGGGACGGGUAAGACAUUCCGCAGAUAUCUCAGAUCCCAGAACACUCCUCACCUCCUCGGCCGGACUUGAUCAUGCAAAGCAACUCGUCAUCGCGUACAAGCAGGGGGAGAUACAAGAGAUGACGCCAGGGCUAUGGAAAGCGAAGAAGAUAAUCGACUCGACGAUACAUCCAGAUACUGGACAGCCUGUCUUUCUGCCUUUUCGAAUGUCGUGCUUCGUCUUAUCUAAUCUUGUUGUCACGGCGGGGAUGCUAACGCCUGGACUCGGGACUGCAGGAACGUUGGCAUGGCAAGUCACGAACCAGUCUCUCAACGUCGCGAUCAACUUUUCCAACGCGAACAAAUCAAGCCCGCUUUCCACCCAAGCCAUCAUACAAUCAUACUGUCUAGCAGUCAGUGCGUCAUGCGGCGUCGCUGUCAGCCUGAACGCCCUUGUGCCUAGAUUGAAGCGCCUGUCUCCAAACGCGCGGGUGGUACUCGGCCGCCUGGUACCGUUCGCUGCUGUGGUUAGCGCGGGUGCUCUGAACGUGUUCCUCAUGCGUGGGGAGGAGAUUCGUCGGGGGAUUGACGUCUAUCCGGUGCUGACAGAUGAGGAGAAGCGAAGAGUCGAGGCCGGGGAGGAUAAAGUGAAGCCAUUGGGAAAGAGCAAGAAAGCCGCGACACUGGCAGUGAGCGAGACCGCAUUCAGUCGAGUCAUCAAUGCGACACCGAUCAUGGUCCUGCCACCCCUCAUUCUAGUCAGGCUGCAGCGUUCUGAGUGGCUGAAGAGGAGGUCUAGGAUGACCACGCCCGUGAAUCUGGGUCUCAUCCUCACAACUUCAAUCUUUGCUCUACCCCUCGCACUCGCAGCAUUCCCUCAACGUCAAACUAUCAGUGCCAAGUCACUUGAGGCUGAAUUCCAUGAUUAUGGUGGGAAGGACGGGAUGGUAGAAUUUAACCGUGGCAUAUGAUGGAAAUGUGGGACUUCCGUUCAUAUAUAGAAUAGAACUGGUGAUCGGGGGGGGCCUGGCGUAUAUUAGAACUUGGCGGCAAGCUUCCCGUUAAGCCAUCGGAAGGACACGUAUAGAGGGAGGGAACUCUUCGACCUUAUGGAAACACCCCAGGUCGUCAUGACUAAGGAGAAUAAAUGCUUCUGAUU
Molecule: messenger RNA, 1317 nt
Organism: Lindgomyces ingoldianus
Lineage: Eukaryota; Fungi; Ascomycota; Dothideomycetes; Pleosporales; Lindgomycetaceae
Product: sideroflexin-5
Exons: 5
Coding region: 116-1129 (337 amino acids)
Biological process (GO): mitochondrial transmembrane transport; monoatomic ion transport
Cellular component (GO): mitochondrial inner membrane
Molecular function (GO): monoatomic ion transmembrane transporter activity
Source: RefSeq, a predicted model, not a curated record